This is a messenger RNA of Nilaparvata lugens (brown planthopper), 1176 nucleotides long. RefSeq lists its product as uncharacterized. Lineage: Eukaryota; Metazoa; Arthropoda; Insecta; Hemiptera; Delphacidae. Bases 1 to 1176 code for a protein of 391 amino acids. The record is from RefSeq and is a predicted model, not a curated record. The transcript has a single exon.
AUGUAUCCUAUUUGCAGAAAAGUGGGUACACAGCAGUGCAUGAUACCAGUUGUUGGAAAGGAGGAGAUAAAUGAGUUAACACCGCCAGGAGAUCAGUUGGAAGAACAGGCCAGAACUGGAAUCAUUGAGCCCCAUUUAGAAGCAGAUUUGAGUGCUAGGAGGAAGAACACCAACCUGAAACUCAAUCUGAAGCCACAAGAACUGGCUCAGUUGGAUCAAGGUCUCAUGGAGAGACUCCCGGACAAUGUGGAUAUCCUCACGUUGAAUGAAGCUGUCUAUCAGAUAGUUCUUUCCAGAACUCGGCCCAAGCCUAAAGAUGGUGGCUUCAUAUUCAAAGCCAGGAAGAGGACGAGACAGCUUCAAAAGAAAAUAUCGACGGAUAGACAGCAGGCAUCCAAAGUUCAAAGUGUGAUUGACUUCUUGAAAGCAGGAAGAGUAUUUACCCCAAGAAAAAGGAGGAUAGCUCAUAAGAUAAGACAACAGCAUCAUACUUUGAAUGUGAAAGUACUUCUCACUAUCAAACAACAUUGUAUAGACAGGAUACAGGCACUGAAAAUUGCUCAACAGUCCUUGAAAAAUAGAGUUGAAUGGGUUGAUGAUAAUGCUACAUUCAGGCUCAACCCUUCAAGACUGUUGGAGGGACAAAAACCUGUAGAAGCAAACAAUGCACUACCUGCUGUAGAGGAGAUUGAAGCUUUCUGGGGGUCAAUCUAUGAGGUUCAGCCUCUGCUAAAUAAGGAUACUCCUGCCUUGGGGGCCUUUGCUGACAUGUGCAGAUCCAUACAGAAUGAGAGGGAAGAUUGUGCACCAGUAACUGAGGAGGAGGUGAGAGGAGUGAUUAGAGGCUUAAGGAACUUCGCCUCACCAGGCCCUGAUGGUAUUAGUGGGUACUGGUGGAAACAUCUGCCUUGUACCCAUCGUCACUUGGCACGGAUAUUCACCAAUUAUUUGUGUGAACAUCACCCCAUUCGAGGUUGGCUGGUGGAAGGAAGAACAAUCCUUCUACCCAAAAAGGGUGAUUUGUCCAACCCAGGCAAUUAUACACCAAUCACCUGCCUGAAUGUCUGCUACAAGAUCCUUACAAGGAUCAUAAGUGAUCGAAUAUUGCAGCACAUUCAGCCAGUAUGGCAGCAGUGUUAUGAGCAGAGGGGCAGUAAAAUGAACAUGGCAGGCUGA